UAUUGGAAUGUUUUGGAAGUUCCGGAUUGGAAGGUGUUGGACCAUCAGGGGAGGGGAGUAAAAAAAUUUCAGACGAGACACACAAAAAAAGUUCUUUUGCUCGAGCAGAAAAGUAGAUUAAAUUUUCUUGAAGUUGAAGGUGUUUGCAAAUUAUUUCUGAAUAUUUUGGAAGCUGAAAAAAACAAGAUGAGUGAUUUGUUGAGUGUGCCUCUUAAAAAGCCAGCUGAGGUGGAUGUCGUAAAGCCACUGAAGAAUCUAAUUCUGAGUUCUUAUGGAAGUAGCGAUAAAAUCGCCAAUUAUACCGAGGCCGUCAAUGAAUUUAGUAAAUUGAGGAACUCAGCAAUAUGGAAAUUCUUCGAGAAGUUCGAGAGUUCCCUUGACAUUGUCUACAACUACUACGAUCAACUGUGCGGUUUGGAAACAAAAAUCCCGGUUCAGGAGCUUCAGAUACCCUUUAAAUGGAAGGAUGCAUUCUCGAAAGGAUCAAUUUUUGGGGGACGUGCUAGUUUGACACUAUCAUCUCUGGGGUAUGAGAAAGUAUGCGUCUUGUUUAAUAUUGCUGCUCUCCAGAGCGCUGUUGCCGGAGCUCAGAGCCUAGACAGCGAUGAAGGAUUGCGAUUGGCCACAAAACUCUACCAACAGAGUGCAGGAAUCUUUACGCAUUUGAAGGCAGCUGUCCCGGCUGCUAUUCCCCAAGAACCUACCCCUGAUCUCUAUCAGGAAGUCCUCACAGUCCUCACCAAUCUCAUGGUAGCCCAAGCUCAGGAGAUCUUCGUGGUCAAGGCCAUCCGGGACAAGAUGAAGGAGCAGGUAAUUGCUAAACUCUGUUGCCAGUGCGAGGAGUUCUAUGCAGAAAGCCUACGAGGGCUGCAGAAGGAGUCCGUGAGGAAUUUGUGGGAGAAAGAAUGGAUAACAACAGUGGCUGGCAAACAGGCAGGAUUCCAUGCCAUGACACAGCUCUACACGAGUUUGGCUUGUCGUGCCAAUAAAAAAGUCGGCGAGGAGAUUGCUCGCCUCCAGCAUGCUGUUGAACUCUUCAAAGCCGCCCAGUCACGUUCCGGGAAAUCCUCAAUGUUCCAGGAGUACGCAGAACGGGCUCAGAGGAAUCUCGUGGAAUCCAAGAAGGACAAUGACUUCAUCUACAAUGAAAUCAUUCCGGAUGUCAAGACGCUAGAAGGACCUGGGAAGGCUCAGCUGGCCAAGGCCAUUACUCUAUCCUCUCCAUUGGGAUCAAACUACAAGGAUCUCUUUGGGGAUUUGGUACCAGUUGCUCUGCAUCAGGCUCUGUCUGCAUGCGAGGCACGAAAGACGGAAAUGGUUAAUGUGGAGAUUCAGAAGUUGCGUGAAGCCACGCAGAUGCUCAAUAGUGUCCUGGCAAGUCUCAAUCUUCCGGCAGCCAUUGAAAGCACCGCCGGAGGGUCAGGGCUGCCGCCUUCGCUGCAAGACAAGGCGAAGGGUGUAAGAGACAAUGGAGGAGUAUCCCAGAUCACUCGGAUGUUCAAGGAACUCCCAGAAGCUCUAACACGCAACAAGGAGAUCCUGGAUGAAUGCGAUCGGAUGCUCAAUGAUGAACGUGAUUCGGACAAUGCGCUCAAGAAUCAGUUCAAGGAGAGAUGGACCAGGACUCCAUCAGAGAAAUUAACUGAAGUCUUCAGGUCCAAUAUUGCAAAGUAUCGCGACAUUAUCAAUAAAGCAGUUCAGGCUGAUGCGAUUGUGCGUGGGAAAUUCGAGAGUCAUAUGAAUGGAAUCGAGAUAUUGUCAAAGUCCCCCGAUGAAUUGGAGAGAUCUGUGCCAAAUACUGGCUCUGCUGGGGUUUCUAAUAGCCCUAGUGUGAUGAAAUUGCGUAGCUUGAUGGAGAGCGUUGAGACAAUUAAGGCAGAGAGGGAUGCUAUCGAGGCUGAACUUAAAUCAGCCACUAUCAACAUGAAGGAGCAGUUUCUUUCGGCUCUGGCCAAGGAUGGGGCUAUCAAUGAGCCAGCUCUGUCUGUGGCGGAGAUCGGUAAAACCCUGGCUCCGUUGCAGGCUCAGGUACAGGAGAGUAUCAAACGUCAGGAGGGAAUUUUGUCUGAAGUGCAAUCUGCCCAUACGACUUUCACAAAUGAAUCUGGCGGUGCUAGCAAUACCAGAGAUGCUCUGCUCAUCCAAUUGGCAGCUGCCUAUGAUACCUUCAUGGAGCUGCAGGGCAAUCUGAAGGAGGGCACAAAGUUCUACAAUGAACUCACUGAGCUUCUUGUGACAUUCCAGAACAAAAUAUCCGAUUUCUGUUUUGCUCGAAAGACCGAAAAGGAUGAACUCAUGAAGGACCUUACGCAGCAGACCAGUCGAGCUGUUGCUCCUACACCGCAGCUACCAGCUCAUCAUGCUACAACUCCGGCAGUUCCGACUUCCACUGUGGACGGCAGUGUACCGUAUCCGGCAUCAGGAAUGGCCAAUAUGCCAAUGCCAUAUGGAGCAUCUCCAGCAGCACCCUAUCCUACAUAUGUUGCACCCCCGAUGCCACAGGGUUUCAACCCAUAUGCACCUCUUCCCUAUCCGCAGACUCCGUACUAUCAGGGAUUCCCUCAAGGUCCUCCACCAUCUCACUAUGCUACAUAUCCGGGUAGUCUGGCUCAUCAACAGCAACAACAGCAACCCGGUCAGCCUGGCUAUCCUCGUCAGCCUGGAUGGUAAUUAAUUCGUCCGCAAUAUGGAGCACACUUUCGGACUUGCAAAAUGUAAUAAAUUUAUGAUCAAGGAAAAAACAGCCCGAAAAACCUCUAAUAUGCAUGAAAUAUUAUUUUUGAAUAAAAGUUACAUAACUGUGCCUAUGGAUUAAUAAAAUGUAUUGUUUAUA
Molecule: messenger RNA, 2833 nt
Organism: Phlebotomus papatasi
Lineage: Eukaryota; Metazoa; Arthropoda; Insecta; Diptera; Psychodidae
Gene: ALiX
Product: programmed cell death 6-interacting protein
Exons: 5
Coding region: 187-2670 (827 amino acids)
Biological process (GO): mitotic cytokinesis
Cellular component (GO): endosome
Molecular function (GO): protein binding
Source: RefSeq, a predicted model, not a curated record